Suillus paluster is the source of this 1445-nucleotide messenger RNA. Its product is annotated as Rcb2.42. The coding region runs from base 90 to 1316 and encodes 408 amino acids. Gene Ontology annotation, molecular function: mating-type a-factor pheromone receptor activity. The transcript is spliced from 5 exons. NCBI's taxonomy places the organism in Eukaryota, Fungi, Basidiomycota, Agaricomycetes, Boletales, Suillaceae. The record is from RefSeq and is a predicted model, not a curated record. Gene Ontology annotation, biological process: G protein-coupled receptor signaling pathway. Gene Ontology annotation, cellular component: membrane.
AUUCCCUUUGUCCUCGAACUAUUUGGAACAAUGGCUUGCAUUCAACCUAUAAACCUAGUGGGCGACCGUCACAGCUCUUUGCUAACACCAUGCAUGUCGAGUUGCCUAUCGGGGCGUUUUUAGCAGCAGCUCUCGUUCUCAUUCCUCUACCAUGGCACUGGAGAGCUAGAAACAUCGCCACUCUUUCCAUGAUAGCUUGGCUCUUCGUCUCCAACAUUAUAUUUGGCAUCAACUCCAUCAUAUGGGUCGGGAAUGUUAUCAACAUUGCACCUGUGUGGUGUGACAUCGCUACAAAGAUUCAAAUUGGUGCCAAUAUGGCACUCCCGGCAUGUUGCUUGUGUAUCUGCAUUCAUCUGGAACGCAUUGCUUCUAUACGCCAAGUUCAGUCAACACAUACAGACAAAAUGCGUCGAAUGCUAUUCGAUGCUGCUCUCUGUUGGCUUUUACCUAUGAUCUACAUGGCGCUUCAUUACAUUGUGCAAGGCCAUCGUUUUGAUAUAAUUGAAGAUUUCGGCUGUCGACCAACCAUCUACGUGUCCAUCACUGCUAUUUUUAUUAUCUGGGUCCCCCCCAUAGCCGUGGCUCUUUUGACAGUUGGCUACGCUGGCGUCGCCCUGAUAUAUUUCUUCCGCCGUCGUGUUACUUUUGCGAAGCACCUUCAAGACUCCAACACCGGCUUGACCACUUCACGAUAUUUUCGGUUGAUGAGCAUGGCCGUUAUCGAGAUGUUCUGGGGCAUACUUGUCACUUCACUGAACAUGUGGUUUACUUGCCAGCAUGGCCUGCGACCUUGGAUAAGCUGGGACAACGUUCAUGAUGGCUUUUCCCAAAUUGCAUACUUCCCUACGGUUAUUAUUCCAUCCACUACACUUGCGUGGAAUUACGCGCUCUGGUGGGUGGUACCGAUUUCCGCCGCAUUGUUUUUUGUGUUUUUCUCCUUUGGAGAGGAUGCAAUGAAGGAUUAUCGCAAGAGUCUCCAGUGGUUCUGCACCACGGUCCUACGUCUACCACCACCAAACAAGGAGCGUCCCACUGUGUUGGGGCCGUCAUCAUUUGCUCGGCUUCAUGGUCCAAAAAGUGGUCUUACUCUUCCACCUAUUAUUUCGUCUGUCACGAAGUCCUCCGAAUCGACUUCGUCUGUUUCUUUCUCUGAGAAGACAUCGACCAGCGAAGAAGUUUCGUCGAUCGUUAAGUGUUCCCCCAUCUCAGAAUCAUUCCCGACCACCCCUACGUCCUAUGCCCCCACGUUACAUUACUCUCUGGUAGACUCGUCUCCAUCUUCCAAUGGUGACAUUGAUGGACACGAUAUUGUUUGACGUGCCAUUCCUUCCAAUAACAAGCACCAGAGCCUGUAUUAUUAGCCCUUCGUUAAUUCCCUUCUUUUAUCGCCACACAAUCCUUGUUAGCUCUGUAGGAUUACAAUGAAAUAUCUUGAUAUGAUCACC